This is a messenger RNA of Limulus polyphemus (Atlantic horseshoe crab), 2089 nucleotides long. RefSeq names its product methyltransferase-like 26. Lineage: Eukaryota; Metazoa; Arthropoda; Merostomata; Xiphosura; Limulidae. Bases 150 to 872 code for a protein of 240 amino acids. The record is from RefSeq and is a predicted model, not a curated record. The transcript is spliced from 2 exons.
ACUGUGAGAGCGUUGAACUACGAACGACUUACCGAUAUUUAUACUACAGUAAAAGUUGACUGGGGUGUUGUGUUCUGUGCGGAUUGUAUGGCUGAGCUGAGGAAUAAGGUAUGAAGUUUGGUGGAUUAACUUCUCUAUUAUUUUGUUGAAUGGUGGAAGUCCUACAGAAGUGGUUCAACACUUUAGACUGCAUUAAGUUCCUUACACCUUACUUUGGAUUUAGAACUAUACAGUAUAAAGUUAAACAAAUGCUUGUUUUUCCAGCUUCAGAAAGAAAUAAAGAUGCAAUUAUAAAUGUUCUUAAGCAUUAUUUACCUGACCCUAAGAAUGAAAAAAAGUUUUUUGUUCUAGAAGUGGCCUCUGGUAGUGGACAACAUGUGAGCUGUUUUGCAUCUAAGUUUCCAAACUGUCAGUGGCAACCAUCUGAGGUCUCAGCAAGAUGUUUGCAUAGUAUAAAUGCAUAUAUUGAGUCACUGGGUGUAAAAAAUGUUCUGCCACCAAUGAAAAUUGAUGUAGCUCUUCCAGUUUCCCAAUGGAAGGAUAACACUUUGAUUACCAGCUCAGUGGAUAUGAUGCUUUGUAUAAAUAUGAUUCAUAUUGCUCCUUGGCAAUGCACUAUUGGUCUCUUUAAUAGUGCAGGUGUAUUGUUGAAUUCUGGUGGUGUUCUUGUAACAUAUGGGCCAUAUGCAAUUGAUGGUCAGUUAACACCACAAAGUAACGUCCAUUUUGACAGAAGUCUCCGUCAAGAAAAUAUUGAAUAUGGUGUAAGGGAUGUUAGAGACCUUAAAAAACUUGCAAAAGAUAAUAAAAUGACAUUGGAAAAAGUUUAUGACAUGCCAGCUAAUAAUAAGACUUUGAUCUUUAGGAAGUAAUUGUAAUUUCACUUUUUAAUAUAUAUUGUAUUUAAACAUAGAAGGUGGUAAUGUUUUUGCAUGGACCAUUUAUACAUAUAUAAAGUAUUAACACUGGUAAAAAAAAUUGUAUUACUAAUAGUAGAAAUAAUAGCCAUAAUAAAGAUGCUGAAUGUGAUCUACCUGAUACAGGUGUUCACCUAAAAAUAGCUUGAGUCUAUGUAUUAAUACUUGUGAAAUGUGUACAACUGAUGUAUUUGCAUUAGGGUGAUUUCCAUUAGUUUCUUGGUUUAUUAAUUAUUUAGUCAGUUGUAUUGAAAAUUUAUUGAAAGUAAGUUUUGUUUUGUAGGAUGCUCAGACUUGAAAAAUGUUUCUAACUUAUUGAUUGGUGACAUUAUGAGCCAUACUAACAGACUAUUUUUAUAGGCCAUAUGUUUUGGUUAUUUUUCCCAAAAAUAUUGAAAAGUUUAUAAUAUUCUGACUUAGUGAUGACUUCAUGAUCAUAGUUUUUUGUUUUUUUUUUGGAAUUAGAGUUCUUGUAACAAAAAUUUUGAACUAAAGGUGUCAGUUAUGGAAUUAAUUGUUUUUGGAACUGCUAUUUUAUCACUUUUAAUUGGUGCAAUAGUGACUGAUCAGAAAUUGCUUUAAGGUUUUGCAAAAUGUGUACUGUGGAUGUAUGCUUAACUAAAAAUUUGCAUGUAUGUUUAUUCUCAUUAGUGGCGAUAAGACAAUGAAAACUGUAUACACAGGCUGCUCACUCACACUGAUUCAGCCAGCCUGUUCACAGUUAUGACUGGUCUCACCAGUACUCAGCUGACUGUGUAAAUAGAAUAUUAACAGAUAUGCCGGAAAAACUAACAGAGAAAACAAAGAACUUCAAGUGAUAGUGAUUGUAUUGUAUGGAGUGUAAGAACUGCCAUUGUGUUCAGCCAAAACAUGUAAAAAAAAGCAGAAUUUUUUGUGUAAUGUACACACAAUUUUGGGUUGAUGUCCAAAUAAAACUAAAAAUAAUAACAAUAUAAUACCUCAAUUUUUUUGUUUGGAAAAGGCUAUUUAUUCUACAGCAUUUAUAUCAGUAUGAAAAUGGUUUUUUGGUAUUGCAACAUUGUUUAAGUCUUUUGACUUUAUUUUAUUUAUAAGUUUAUUUGUAUAACAUUUUAUUAUUUGCCAUACUAAUAUGUUGGAUACAAUGUACUGGGAGUUGAUGUAUUAAAAAGCAGAUACGCAUCAAAUUUAAA